UGAUAGGAGUGCAUCACAAUUGUGGAUAUGCAUCUAAUAGUAAAACAGUAUACUUUAUAAAUGCAAUUUAGAACAAAAGACAACUAAGAUUGUUAUCUCUGGGAUACAAGCAAUUUUUUUUCCUCCCACCACCAAAAGUAUUUUUAGGUAGUGGGGGUUCCAAUGUUCCACACGCUCCAAUGACAUCUUCAUAGGAUUAUUACAUCAAAUAUUGCAGUAUCCAACUACUUGUCGCAUAUCACAUUUUUCCUCCAUAGCUCACACUCAGCCUCAUGUGCUUUAGUGAGUAGAUCGGAAACAUCCACAUCAGCACCUUAUACCCCAUUUACACCUUGCACAAACCUGAGUUCAAUUUGUUUGACAAGCUAUAUUGCUUCAUCAACAGUACACAAAAUGCUUACAAACUAAACUAGUCAGCAUUCACUUUUACAACUUCUUACGACCAAUAACAAUUAGCUUGCCACCAUGAUUCUUGAAUUGUCACACCACUAACUUGGAAUGUUUAAAGACAGUCAUGAGUCUCCCAUGGAUAAACACAACAUUCUGGUGGAGUUCAUGUGUGCUCAUCUCAUAAAUACAUUUCACCUCACUAUAGCCAGAAACAUACUUUUAAGCAACACUUUAUCUGAGGAAGUAAGGGGCGGGACUUAGUCACACUUUCUUUUGCUGUCUUAAUCUCUCGCUCUGCUUUUUUGUUCUCUAUUUGCAGCUCACCCCCACUUCGUUUCCAUUUUUGACGCCCUUUAGUCGAGGGGGAAGCUGUGUCUGUGUUCUGAAGUGGGACUUAUAAAGAAGGUCUCAGUGGGGGGUUGACUGACUGGAGAUUUUAUUAGCAGUAUCUAUCAGAGCCGGGUGGGCACACGCAGGGAGAUAGAGGGUAAGACAUGGCUAACGAGGAGGGAAGAAAUACAUUCCCCAUGGAACAGCAUGACGACAUCUCCCACCCUGGGCCUGCCGCCGCGCCACACGGGAGUGAUCCCGGUGGGUUGUCGGUUCUAGAGCAGCUGGGUUUGGACCACAGCUCGGAUUUCUCGGACUCCAGUGUACAGCAGCGAUUGGAUGAACGGCGAGAGCGAAUCCGUAGAGAAAUUCGGAAGGAGCUGAAGAUUAAAGAGGGAGCAGAAAAUCUCCGCAGAGCCACUACAGAUAAACGCAAUGUCCAGCAGGUGGAGAGUCAGUUACGGAGCUCCAACCGACGCCUGGACUCACUCCACGCUCAGCUACAGGAGCUGGAUGCUCACAUUGUUGUCAAAGGGACGGAUGAUUCACGUGAUGAACCUCCUCAGUCUCCGGGAACAGAGAGCCGGUCAUCAGCGCAUAACGAUAGAAUUGCUGCGCUGGAAAGGCAGCUAAACAUUGAGCUAAAAGUGAAACAAGGUGCUGAAAAUAUGAUUCCCAUCUAUGCCAACGGCUCCACCAAGGAUAAGAAGAUGUUGCAGACCGCGCAGCAGAUGCUGCAGGACAGUAAGACGAAGAUUGACAUCAUCCGCAUGCAGAUUCGGAAAGCAGUACAAGCCUAUGAACACAAUGAUGAUUCACUGGGAAAGCCUGACCCGUGUGGUAUGGAGCUCCGGAUUGAGGAGCUCAGGCAUCAUUACCGUGUAGAGCACGCUGUCGCUGAAGGAGCUAAAAACGUCCUUAGACUGCUGGGAGCCAGUAAAGUACAAGACAAGAAGGCCAUGUCAGAGGCUCAGUGUCGUCUGAGCGAGUCAUCUCAGAGGUUGGAUCUGUUGAGAGAUUCAUUAGACAGACGGUUAGCAGAACUUCCUGAAGAUCAUCCCAAAGCUUCUGUGAUUAAAGAGGAGCUGGUGUUAGCCUCAUCACCUGCAUUCAGCUCCCGCCACAGCGCCCCCUACGUGCAUAACCAGUACAGCACCCUCUCCAAGCCUUCUCCCCUCACUGGCACUCUUCAGGUGACGCUGCUGGGCUGCAUGGGUGUGUUGGAGGUGGUUCCCGGGCGUUCCCGAGGCAGCCAGGUUGUUUUGCCGUGCUACAGUCCUGGAGAGGGACGGUUCUUUAUGUGGAGUGGAAAAGGCCUGUACAGUCGCAGCGGCAGUGUUAGCGGAAAAACACCCCCCAAAACAGAUGAUCUCUCCUCGGAGGUGAGCGCAGUGCUGAAGCUAGAUAACUCGGUCGUGGGUCAGACGGCGUGGAAGACGGUUGGAGAACAGGGCUGGGAUCAGACCUUCACCAUAGAGCUGGAGAGAUCCAGAGAGAUGGAGAUCGCAGUGUACUGGAAAGACUACCGCUCUCUGUGUGCGUUGAAAUUUCUGAAGCUGGAGGAUUUCCUGGACAACCAGAAACACAGAGUCCAACUCGAGCUGGAACCACAGGGUCUGCUGUUGGCAGAGGUCACAUUCUUUAACCCUGUGAUUGAGAGGGUUCCACGACUAAAACGACAGAAGAAAGUUUUCUCUAAGCAGCAGGGUAAAGCGUUCUUGCGAGCUCGACAGAUGAAUGUUGAUAUCGGCACAUGGGUGAGAUUACUUAGGAAUGCCAUACCAACUGUCAACAACACAGGAACCUACAGCCCUCAUGCACACACUGUACAGACAGGAGAUAUAUCAGUGGAGAAGUUGAGUUUAGACUGUGACUCUCCCACAAAGGUGGAAAUCCGGCAAGAUGUCACAGACGCGCACACCCCGGAACGACAACCGGUCACUGAGCCCCUCUCUCCUCCUGACCUAACCACGCCUGAGCGACCAAACAGAACACAAUCACUGAGCAGUAAGCAAAAGAAGACCGCUUUGAGCCUGCAGGAUUUCCGGCUAAUUGCUGUUCUUGGCAGAGGCCAUUUUGGAAAGGUGCUGUUGGCAGAAUAUAAGAAGUCAGGCAGUAUGUAUGCCAUUAAAGCACUGAAAAAAGGAGACAUUGUGGCCAGAGAUGAAGUAGAAAGUUUGAUGUGUGAGAAGCGUAUUUUCGACACUGUGAACAGCGCGCGGCAUCCUUUCCUCGUGAACCUGUUUGCUUGUUUCCAGACUCCAGAACAUGUGUGUUUUGUCAUGGAGUACACGGCAGGUGGCGACCUUAUGAUGCACAUACACGCAGACGUCUUCACUGAGUCACGGGCUGUGUUCUAUGCUGCUUGUGUGGUUUUAGGACUUGAGUUUUUACAUGACAACAAGAUUGUGUACAGAGAUCUGAAAUUGGACAAUUUGCUGCUCGACACAGAGGGUUAUGUGAAGAUCGCUGACUUUGGACUGUGUAAAGAAGGUAUGGGUUAUGGGGACCGGACCAGUACUUUUUGUGGAACUCCAGAGUUUCUGGCUCCAGAGGUUCUGACAGACACGUCAUACACACGAGCAGUGGACUGGUGGGGACUUGGAGUGCUUGUAUAUGAGAUGCUAGUGGGAGAGUCCCCAUUUCCAGGUGAUGAUGAAGAGGAAGUUUUUGACAGCAUAGUGAAUGAUGAAGUUCGAUACCCACGUUUCCUUUCUUCUGAGGCCAUUGGCAUCAUGAGGAGGUUACUAAGGAGAAAUCCAGAGAGACGACUGGGCUCCAGUGAGAAGGAUGCAGAGGAUGUAAAGAAACAACCUUUCUUCAGGAAUAUGGACUGGGAGGCUCUUCUCCUCCGUAAACUCCCUCCUCCCUUCCUUCCCUCUAUCGGAGGAAAAGAGGACGUCAGCAACUUUGAUGAAGAAUUCACGACAGAAGCUCCGAGUCUCACUCCACCCCGUGAACCCCGGGUGCUCUCACGCAAGGAUCAGGACUGCUUCCGUGACUUUGACUAUGUCUCUGAUCUCUGCUGAGAGCGUGUUCACUGUGAUAUUGCCAUAGAGAGACAGUUCUGCUCCGUGACUCCGUGACGAUGAAGAGAAGAGUGGCCAAUCCGGGUGUUGCAUAUGAAUUCUGAAUGUGCUGGACCUGUGAACACUGUGAUGGUCAGGAGAGAUUGAGAGAGGACUGAAAAAGUGAUCAAGAAGCUUAGGAUUAGAAAGAGAAAGGAAGAAGAAUUUAAGAAUUUUCAUGUCAGGUUGUUUGUUGCCAUUUAAGCAUAAGCCUUAGAUCAAAAGGUUUUUAAGAUCACGAGGAACAUAAAUGCAGUUAAGUGUAUCCAAAUGUUUGACUGGUAGUGUACAUUUCCUUUCAUUCUUACAGUAAUGAAGGAAAUGGUCUCAGUUAAAGGGAUAGUUCAUGCAAAAAUGUAUGGAGAAAAAAAAGAUGCAUUUAAAGUGAAUGGUGACGAAAGCCCAAAGUAAGCUUCGGUUAGAUGCGAACGCUAGGCGUCUGCGCACAGGAUGCGUGACGCAAAUUUCGUCAUCAGCAGGGUGCUCGAGCACUGAACGCUUGAACCUUGCAUGCACUGAACAUGCAGUAUGCGCAUGCGCCUGGAAUUAUUUGCACUAAUCUGUGGGUCCACAAGGUGGCAGCACUCACAUUUGAGCCGUUACUUUAACGAAGAAGCGCUAGAAAAAGAUGUAAUCGAUGCUAAACAUCAGGAGACAAAAGUAGAAGACAACAACAGUGGAUGUGCACAUCAAGAGCACUUGUGUGAGGAGGUCAAGAGAUACCUGCAUUUGUAUAACUCGAGUCUGAAGGAAUAUAAAGACAUCUUUAUGGGUCUGAACUCCUGAAGAGAAACAGUCCGGUGUCUCGUAACAGUCGUAGCGUGCAUGCGCUAACCGCCUGUGUAUGUGCGCACAGUCAUAUGAAGUAGAUUUCGAAAUACUAGCAUUGGACUGUACGCACAUGCUAAGCGUUCGUGUCGUAACCGAAGUAUACUUCGGGGUUAAACAUUCUGCUGGUCGACAUCUUUUGUUUUCCACGGAAGAAAAAAAGUAAAGGGUUAAUUUUUGGGUGAACUAUUCCUUUAAUUUUGAUGACCAACUGGCUACAACAACAAAAGAUCUUUCUCCAUCUUCACUUCCCUUUUUCAGACGUUCUCCAUUCAAAUUGGCCAUUACUGUUACUCUGAAUUGUCUCCGGUGGCCUGAUUAGGAACAGGAACCCAAAGGAACGUGUUUAAGAGAUGCUUUUCUGCAUACACUGUGACAUCAAAAGGAAGAUGAGAGUUGCACUGAGAGCAGAGCUUAUUUAAAUAGACUACUUUAUGUUUGAACAUAUGAAUGUGUACUUGCUCUUGGGGUGUCCUGUGGUCGAGGCAUUAAACCUAUUAAGAGUU
Messenger RNA from Myxocyprinus asiaticus (Chinese sucker), 5122 nucleotides. RefSeq names its product serine/threonine-protein kinase N1-like. NCBI's taxonomy places the organism in Eukaryota, Metazoa, Chordata, Actinopteri, Cypriniformes, Catostomidae. Gene Ontology annotation, biological process: protein phosphorylation; signal transduction. Gene Ontology annotation, molecular function: protein serine/threonine kinase activity; small GTPase binding; ATP binding. The record is from RefSeq and is a predicted model, not a curated record. The transcript is spliced from 22 exons. The coding region runs from base 885 to 3749 and encodes 954 amino acids.